AUGAGCUACUGGGAAGGUGUUAGCGGGGGCUGCACAACUGGUUUUAGCAUUUACCGUCCCACUAUCAAACUUCCCCUAGAUGAACUUUUAGGUGAGGAGUACGACGGCGAAGACGACCAAAUGGCUGACGCCCCCAUCGAGCAACUAGACGAUACAAAGGAGGAUGGCAACAGCAACAGUAAUAAUGUCCCCACCCAACCUGAGGGCGAGUCCCUCCUUGGCGGGUCUGCUUCUGCUGAACAAGACAUUCUCAUGAGCGAUUCUCGUCAGCAGCAGCAACCACAGCCAUCUACUCCUGAUCUGUUCCCAGUCCCGCAAGUUCCUUCUCACUCUCAUACUCACGCUCAAUUGCACCCGCGUACUCGUGGCAAGGACCAUUCCAGCAAGAUGCCCACAAACUGUCCUGUACUAACUGUACAAAUGUCUGCCACUAAGAAGACUGGUAAAGCUGGACGGCGUGCUUCUGGGAGUGUGAAGAGUCCCUCGUCUGCUGCUCCCUCAGCACCUGCUCUCAAGCACUCUGCUGCUGCGAGCGCGAAACAUACUGCAACUGCGACAGUGCCUGCUUCUGCUACCGCAACAAGCCUUAAUCCACUUCUCACCUUCGUCCUGCACCUUCGUCCUGUCCCUUUGUCUCACACCUUCAUCCUGCGCCCUUUGCCUUGCACCUUUUGUCUUGCACCCUUAUCACGUCGAAUAGCUUUUGUGUACAUUACAUGUAUAUAA
Molecule: messenger RNA, 726 nt
Organism: Suillus discolor
Lineage: Eukaryota; Fungi; Basidiomycota; Agaricomycetes; Boletales; Suillaceae
Exons: 1
Coding region: 1-726 (241 amino acids)
Source: RefSeq, a predicted model, not a curated record